AUGGUUCCGAAACCCUCGCUUGGUUUUCUGGGCGCUUUGUCCCUGGUUCUCAGGGCCGUGAGCGGCGAAAGCGACGAUAUCGAGCGCACUCAACCGGAUCAGGCGUCGGCCAGAGAGCGGGCGCAUAUGGUCUUCAACGCCAUACAUUCUGCAGGUCGACAAUGGGGCUCAUCUCUGUAUCACAACGGCUUCGGGUUUUUCCCAGCCAUUGUUCCCCAGGGCACCCUUUUCUAUCAUGGUGCUCGGCAGAAUGUCACACCGACAGGGCCUGAGUGGCUAGCCUUCGAGAUUGAGCACGCCGAGAACUUUGCGCCCUCGUUCAGAGCUGUUCCUGGCGACGGGCGCCCCCGGCCUCCUCCGCCAGGUAAACAACCUCAUGGGUGGAAACCUCAGCCGGAGCCUGAAGAGCCUCGCCAAGAGCUGCGACGCCGUAGAGAACAUGAUCUGAACGGUGAUGACACCGGAAGAAGACAUGGCCCUGGCGAUGGAGACGACGACAACCAACCUAGGAACUACCGUGGAUACCUCCAUACGUAUCAGGCGAAACGCGAUCUGAAGCUGCUUCUGAUUGACGGCAUGAGCGCUGGCAAGACCUCGAUGGGAACUAUGGAUUCUCAGGAUCUUGUCCUUCGCGAGAAUAACACCAAGCACAACGACGGCGUGUGGGACGAAUGGGCACGAGCACUCGAUCUGUGCGAUAUAGCCACUGAAUGGGGUUAUGAUGGCUUGAUGCGGGUGGAAAUAGGAUUCGAGGUCAUUCAGUGCAACUUUACCACCGGCUUGAACCUGGUCAGCAUGACCCGAACAGAGAUGAUGGAAAACACCAUCGGGAUGCGUCAACUGUCGGCUUUCCAAUGGGCGAGAGCUGCUGGGGAGCGAUACAAUGACCUCGGGGGUGAUCGACUACGAAUCGACUUCUCGUCGAUGGUAUCAGGGCUCUUCUUGCCCAUCAACAUUUCCAGCGCCGAUGCCAAGCGACCAGAUCUCAUGCGACUCGGAGCGGCAACCUUGGACGAGUUGAAAGACCUCAAGGCAUACCUGAAAGACGUCGCCACUUCACCCCGAAGGUUCACGGUCAACUGGCAAGGGUUGGUCGACCUGAUUGUGAGCCGAUACAGCAAGAGGUUAGCCACGAUGUUAUACGAAUCACUACCGUCGAAACACUUUGUCAACGAGAUCGAGGCUGCUACACUGACUUGGUUCGACGCACUGCCGUUGCCCGACGAUGUGAGCGUAGCAGAGCGCGAAAGGAACCGAACCGCAGACGCCAUUGAGCGUUGCAGGAAGCAUUAUCUCCGACCAGCUUUGGUCACUGCAGAGCGAUGGAGUCUCGAAGAUGACUUGAUCCACACGUCCAUCGACACGGUGAUGGGACACGUUUGUCGCAAUCUCUUUUCGGUUCGAAGCCUAUUGUUAGAGGCGUCCGGUUCGACCUCGAACGGUUACAAGAUAGAUAGGGAGGCCGGGGAUGAGGACAAGUUGGAGUAUGCAGUCAAGGCUGGCCGAGCCAUGCUGCAACGACUGGUCGACACUCUGGGGUGGACAACUUUCAAGCAGUUGCAACCAUGUCCACCAGACGAGGUCCUCUUCGUUGCCAUGUGGCCAUUUGGAGGGGAGGACGACCACUGGAACCCCGGGUGUCGAACAAUUGAUCAAGUCCAGCAUCCCACCUCCUCAUAUUGGAGAGGAUGGGGUCGUCCGCCAAGGCCCAAGCCGAGCGACGAGGCUUGA
This is a messenger RNA of Fusarium keratoplasticum, 1731 nucleotides long. RefSeq lists its product as uncharacterized. The transcript has a single exon. NCBI's taxonomy places the organism in Eukaryota, Fungi, Ascomycota, Sordariomycetes, Hypocreales, Nectriaceae. The coding region runs from base 1 to 1731 and encodes 576 amino acids. The record is from RefSeq and is a predicted model, not a curated record.